This is a messenger RNA of Rhododendron vialii, 2642 nucleotides long. Its product is annotated as trifunctional UDP-glucose 4,6-dehydratase/UDP-4-keto-6-deoxy-D-glucose 3,5-epimerase/UDP-4-keto-L-rhamnose-reductase RHM1-like. NCBI's taxonomy places the organism in Eukaryota, Viridiplantae, Streptophyta, Magnoliopsida, Ericales, Ericaceae. Gene Ontology annotation, biological process: nucleotide-sugar metabolic process. The transcript has 3 exons. The coding region runs from base 338 to 2356 and encodes 672 amino acids. Gene Ontology annotation, molecular function: dTDP-glucose 4,6-dehydratase activity. The record is from RefSeq and is a predicted model, not a curated record.
UCUCUGUCCCUCCCCCUAAAAUGCGUUUAGUAUUAAUUAUAAAAGUAGUAGAACGGAAUCACAUAAAGAAUGUGAACAGAUUAGAGGCGGGUUUUGUGCUGUGAAUUUGUUUGGUGGGGCAAUAAGGCAUCCUUAUAAAUACGCUAAGUCUUAACCACCUCUCUCCUCACACCUCUCCUUCUUCUCCUCCACCUCUGUCUCAAACUCAAUUUCCCCACAAAAACCCCAAACCCCCCCGCCACCCACCCCCGCAAAAAAAAAAAAAAAAAAAUCCCUUCAAUUUCCUCCUCAAAGAUUCUUUAUUCUCUCCUCGGUCCCUACCAAACCUUGUUUGGACAUGGCUGAAUACGAACCCAAGAACAUCCUCAUAACUGGAGCUGCUGGCUUCAUUGCAUCCCAUGUUGCCAAUCGGCUUAUCCGGAACUACCCUCACUACAAAAUCGUUGUUCUGGACAAGCUUGAUUACUGUUCAAACUUGAAAAACCUCAGGCCUUCUCAAUCAUCACCAAAUUUCAAGUUCAUCAAGGGAGACAUUGCGAGUGCUGACCUUGUCAACUUCGUUCUCCUUACCGAAUCCAUCGACACAAUUAUGCAUUUUGCAGCCCAAACCCAUGUUGACAACUCCUUUGGAAAUAGCUUUGAGUUUACCAAAAACAAUAUCUACGGCACCCAUGUCCUUUUGGAAGCUUGUAAAGUCACUGGCCAAAUCAAGAGAUUUAUUCAUGUGAGUACUGAUGAGGUUUACGGAGAAACAGAUGAGGAUGCACUAGUGGGAAAUCAUGAGGCUUCUCAGCUCCUCCCAACAAACCCUUACUCUGCGACUAAAGCUGGGGCUGAGAUGCUUGUGAUGGCAUACGGACGGUCAUAUGGUUUACCCGUGAUAACUACUAGAGGAAACAAUGUGUAUGGACCGAAUCAGUUUCCCGAGAAGAUGAUUCCCAAGUUCAUCCUCUUAGCAAUGAGAGGACAGACUCUUCCGAUCCAUGGGGAUGGGUCUAAUGUGAGGAGUUACCUCUAUUGUGAGGAUGUUGCUGAGGCUUUUGAAACUAUUCUCCACAAGGGUGAAGUAGGGCAUGUUUACAAUAUCGGCACGGAUAAGGAAAGGACGGUGCUUGAUGUUGCCAAGGAUAUAUGCAGGCUGUUUUCGUUGGAGGCAGAUCAAGUUAUCAAGUUUGUGGAGAAUAGGCCAUUUAAUGACCAAAGGUACUUCUUGGACCAUCAAAAGCUCAAGAACUUGGGGUGGUCAGAAAGGACAACAUGGGCUGAAGGCCUAAAGAAGACCAUGGAGUGGUAUUUGAGCAAUCCAGAUUGGUGGGGAGAUGUCUCUGGAGCUCUUCUCCCUCAUCCAAGAAUGCUGAUGAUGCCAGGAAUUGAAAGAAAUGCAUCUGAUGUGGGUAUUUCUGCCGCCUCUUACAUGGCGAACAGUUCCCAUCGAAAGGGAAUGGUGAUUCCUGUUCCUAAAACCAAUCCCUCUAUUCAGAAACCUCUUCUGAAGUUUUUGAUAUAUGGGAGAACUGGUUGGAUUGGUGGACUUCUAGGGAAACUUUGUGAGAAACAAGGGAUACCGUUUGAGUAUGGAAAAGGGCGUUUACAGGAGCGCUCACAGGUGUUGGCGGAUAUACAGAGUGUUAGGCCCACCCAUGUUCUAAAUGCUGCUGGAGUGACGGGUCGACCCAACGUGGAUUGGUGCGAGUCUCAUAAACCCGAGACAAUCAGUACUAAUGUUGUUGGCACGUUAACGUUGGCUGAUGUUUGCAAAGAGCAUGGGCUUUUGAUGGUGAAUUUCGCUACUGGAUGUAUUUUUGAGUAUGACGAUGCUCAUCCGUUAGGUUCAGGCAUUGGGUUUAAGGAAGAAGACAAACCCAAUUUCACUUGUUCCUUCUAUUCAAAAACCAAGGCCAUGGUUGAAGAACUUCUGAAUGAAUAUGACAACGUGUGCACCCUCAGAGUCCGAAUGCCAAUAUCAUCUGAUCUGAGCAAUCCACGAAACUUCAUCACGAAAAUUGCAAAAUAUGACAAAGUGGUCAAUAUCCCCAACAGCAUGACCAUAUUGGAUGAGCUGCUACCCAUUUCAAUUGAGAUGGCCAAACGGAACUUGAGGGGCAUAUGGAACUUCAUAAACCCAGGUGUUGUGAGCCAUAACGAGAUUCUCGAGAUGUACAAGAAGUACAUCAACCCUAACUUCAAAUGGGUUAAUUUCACGCUAGAUGAGCAAGCCAAGGUUAUCAUUGCCCCUCGUAGCAACAAUGAAAUGGACGCAUCCAAAUUGAAGAACGAAUUCCCUGAGUUGUUGUCUAUUAAGGAAUCACUGAUCAAGUACGUUUUUGAACCCAACAAGAAAAGCUUCACUGCUUGACUCGCAUAUAGCCAUUUGAUAAAAGUAAGAAGAGAUCUUUGCCUGAUGCACGAGUCCGCUUUCCGUUAAAAAUCAUAUAUCUUCAAAUUCUUGUCAUUCUUUUUCAUAUUGUCCUUUUCAUUGAUUUAUAUGCUGCGAUAUCUAGCGUGAUUCCACAUGGUGGUCUAUAUUACCAUUUGUUUGUUCUUAUAGUAUGUCUGGUGUGGUAAUGAACUCCAGAACUAUGUAUGCUAUGUUUAUGUCUCCUUCCAGUUUGGAUUUGUGUAAUAAAUUGGAUUUUACUAUA